UUUAGUUUACCAACGGCCCCCGAGUCGCAACCUCUGCCGCGGCCGGCACACGGAAACGCACGCGGCCGUCCUAGAAAUAAGAGGAAAGGACAGAGAGAAGAACAGUAAGUGAGAAGAGACGGAACCCGCGAAGCGAUGACGUGAAGCGGCGGCGGCGGCGACCACAAGACAAAGACGCGGAGAGAAAUCACGGAUCGAGAGAAAGAGAAAAAACGCGCACUUGCGUUCUGUCUCGUGCAUACACUCUAGUUCCGCGAGUCUAUAUUUAUUUCCGCGAGGGGAAAGAUCCAGCGACACAAAGAGCAAAAGAAGUCGGAGCGGGCACUCGCAUUCAUCUGCGCUCUCUUGGACAUGCACUCGUGAGAAGCUCGCCGAGGGAAGCUGCGAACAGACACGCGAGCGCCAGGGACUGCGUCGGGAAGGACCAGACAGUGAAGGAUACCGCGACGAGAUGAGAUACAAGGUGAACGACCCGGAAGAUAAUGAGAGGGGCACGGGGGAGCACGCGAAAGGAAACUCGGAUGUGCCGUGGCAUUACGGUCAAAGAAAUGAGAAGAAAUCGAGCGGUAAGGAGAUGAGGCUCGUGAUUGUCGUCGGACUGUUGGCGGUGACCGUGAUCGCCCUCGUCGUAACACUGACCUUACAGAUGGCGGUUUUCCGCAGGAGAGAAUACAAAGAGAUGUGUCAGAGCGAGGAGUGUAUCAAAACAGCGGCGCGUGUGAUAAGCGCGAUGAACAGAUCCAUGGAUCCUUGCCGAGACUUCUACAGCUUCGCCUGCGGUGGCUGGAUCAACAAACAUCCGAUUCCUCAAAGCCAAAGCUACUGGGACCAGCUGAGCUUGCUCAGGGAGGAGCUCCUGAAGAAUUUAAGACUCUUACUCGAGGAAUCGGACAAAGAGACCGAUCUCAAGCCGGUGAAGUUGGCGAGAUCCCUCUACAGAACUUGCAUGGAUGUUGCGAACGUCGAGGCUCUGGGACUGGAACCCAUCUUCGAGGUGCUCGACAAAUUGGGUUUGCCGAAGGAGCCGCCGCUGCGCGGCAAAAUACCCGCUGUCGAUUUGCCGAGGAUAGCCGGCAUGGCGCAGAGGAAUCUCGGCCUGAACUUCCUGCUUCAUUUCUACAUCAGCGAGGACAUUCGUGACACUACGAGGAAUCGCAUGAUGAUGGAGCAAGUGUCACCCGGAUUUAGCGAGCGUUACCUGCUGGACCCACGGCGAUUCCAGUCGGAACUGACGGAGUACAAGAAGUACAUCAAGGCCAUGGUCGAGCUCGCAGGAGCUGGUAACAUGAGUGCGAAUUACGCCAACGAGAUUUUGGAGUUCAGUACCAAAAUCGCCAGAAUUAUGGCAACACCCGAGGAGCGGCGCAGCUCGGAUCACCUGAUUCACGACGUGACGAUCGACGAGCUCCAGGAACUGACCGAUCUGCAUGUGCAGCAGUGGAACUGGACGAGGUACUUGGAGGCCGUGUUCGAGAACACGAACGUCACGAUAAAUCCGGCCGAGGACCGAGUUAUCAUCAUGGACCUGCACUAUUUGCAGAAAUUACCGUUGCUGCUGGCCACUACGCCGCACGCCACGAUAGUCCGAUUCGUCUGGUGGAACGUGUACUCGACCGUCGCCCCGCUGACGCUGCAGAAGUUCCGCGACCUCGGCUUCCAGUUCUCGCAGAAGGUCUACGGGCUGAAGGAGAAGACGCCGCGCUGGAAGGGAUGCACCGGCAACGCCAACGCGAACUUUGGCAUGGCGCUCAGCUACGUUUACGCGCAGAAACACUUUAACGAACAGGCGCGAGAAAAGGCAUUGGAGAUGCUGUUGGACAUCAGGGCGGCAUUCGAUGAGAUGGUCGCCGAACUAGAUUGGAUGGAUAUUGGCACGAGAGCUCGAGCUCAUCGGAAGUUACACGCGAUGAGGCCGUUCGUAGGAUUUCCCGACUGGAUCACCAACCCAAAAGAAUUGAACAAGUUCUACGAUGGAGCAGAGGUGAUCGAUGGAAAAUUAUUCGCGACUUUCCUGAAGCUGACCAAUGUGAGCGUAAAGAAAAGUCUGAACAAUCUGCGCCAAAAGCCUGACAAAAACCGGUGGAUAUCAACAGGCACGACGGUAAAUGCGUUCUACAGCGCCAUACUGAAUUCAGUCACUUUCCCGGCUGGUAUCCUGCAUCCACCAUUCUACGGCAACGGAUUAGAGUCCAUCAAUUACGGCGCUAUGGGGGCUAUUAUGGGCCACGAGCUUACACACGGUUUCGACGAUCAAGGUCGCAGAUACGACGAAAACGGCAAUCUCCGGCAGUGGUGGAGCGACGAGACGUUGCGACACUAUCACGAGAAGGUGCAGUGUAUCAUCGAGCAGUACAGCAACUAUCAUUUGCCGGAGCUGGGUGAUAAUUUCACGGUGAACGGCAUCAAUACCCAGGGCGAAAACAUCGCCGACAACGGCGGCAUCAGGGAAGCUUACAGGGCGUACCAGAGACUGAUUGCACGCAGCCCCUACCAGCAAGUUCUGCCUGGUCUCGUCGACUAUAGCAACGAGCAGCUGUUCUUCUUGGGCUUUGCUCAGGUCUGGUGCGGAAAUUAUACAAACGGAGCGUUGAAGUCCAAGGUGAUAGAGGGCGUCCACGCGCCGAAUCACUUUAGGGUAAUUGGCACGCUGUCGAACAACGCGGAAUUCGCCAAGGCGUGGAAAUGCCCGCUCGGUAGUCCCAUGAAUCCGCCGCACAAGUGUAUCUUGUGGUAGAUGUUUCUCGCAACGUCCAUUCAUCGCGAUCAUUCACGCGACCGAAUCCGAUUUCUCAGAUUUCUUAUAGAAAUAUCCGUGCAGACACGCGUACAUGUAUAUAGUAUUGAAAUGCGUUAUUCAUUCCCGGCGAUAUUAAGAUUCCUGAUCAGUCACGGCCAUAUUGGACUGAUGACGUGAGAAAAACCAAAAUUCCUGCAAACUACGGCUAGAUAAAAAGAUGUAUCAUUAAAAUGGCACUUGCAAUCUAUUCUACAUACUUGUGAAAUGCUCCAAAUAAAAAAAUACUUCCUCUUUUGCCCAAAUAACUAUUAAAUAAUCGCAAAAUAAAUGUAACAAAUUUUUGCUCCAAAUAAAAAAAUACUUCCUCUUUUGCUCAAAUAACUAUUAAAUAAUCGCAAAAUAAAUGUAACAAAUCGUCUCGUUUUGGUGGAAAAUCAACUGCGAUGUCGAAUAUGAUCAAAUGUCUACUUAUACACAUUAAAUAAGCACAGUAUCAGGAACAUUUCCAAAAUUGUAUCACAUGUGAUAUGUACGUAUUACGCUCAGUAACAACGCUGUGGUUUGCAGGAAAAAAUUGGUCGUCCUUUUACAUCAUUAGAUCUGUUAGUUUUCGAUGAAUUUUUGCACUAAUAAGACAACUAUAUUUAUAUUUUCUUUCAAAAACUAUACGUGUAUUUUCUUUCACUCUAACUUUCUUAUUGCAAUAGUUUGCAGAAGUUCUUCGGAAACGAACAGACCUAUUUUCUCACUUAAUUAUUUUGUCGAUUACAAUCGUGUCGUCGCUGUCAACGCGGAGUUCUUGGCCGAUCAGGAGCCUUAAUUUAACCAGAUAUCGAUUCUGUUAACUCUCAACUAAAUUUCUUUUCAGUAUAACGACCAUUCCUAUAUUUUUUUCUAUAAGAUUACAUGAGAAAUCGACCGCGAUGAAUCGACGAGCUAACAGUGUUCACCGUCGCGAACCCACACCGUGAAUAAUUUCUAGACGUAACAAUUGGUGCGGUGAUAACUCGACGAAAUUGUAAAUAGACUGAUUCGUAGGAACUAGCGAGUAAUUUAUUACGCACUUAGACGAUACUCGUAGUCUUAAGUUUAUCAUAUGUAAAUAUAUCACAUAGAAAAGAUGAUAAUUUUUAUAAAGAGAUUACUCUCUCAA
Messenger RNA from Odontomachus brunneus, 3890 nucleotides. Its product is annotated as neprilysin-4-like. Gene Ontology annotation, cellular component: plasma membrane. The transcript is spliced from 17 exons. The record is from RefSeq and is a predicted model, not a curated record. Gene Ontology annotation, molecular function: metalloendopeptidase activity. Gene Ontology annotation, biological process: protein processing. NCBI's taxonomy places the organism in Eukaryota, Metazoa, Arthropoda, Insecta, Hymenoptera, Formicidae. The coding region runs from base 452 to 2734 and encodes 760 amino acids.